Messenger RNA from Colletotrichum tamarilloi, 396 nucleotides. RefSeq lists its product as uncharacterized. The record is from RefSeq and is a predicted model, not a curated record. The transcript has a single exon. Bases 1 to 396 code for a protein of 131 amino acids. Lineage: Eukaryota; Fungi; Ascomycota; Sordariomycetes; Glomerellales; Glomerellaceae.
AUGCUAAUUCCACUUUCUGCUAGGGAAGCUUGUUGGAGGGUGACUGGCUGUUCAUCUGCUGCUCAUGGCACGACAUUUCCUCCUUCUCGUACGGGAACCAGUCCCUGUGCGAGGGCUCGAGGGCAUGUCAUGCACUACCAAAGUCUAAAGAGACCCCAAAAAAUCCCACGGCAAAUCGCAAAUCCCAUGUUCUGUCUCGCCUACGGAUACUAUGUAAUACUGGGGGGGGGCUCGAAGGGAACUGCCUUUCCCGGACGAUAUGCUCCACCUGGGCAGAUUUGUCGUCCAUCUCAUCAUUCCUCCAAUUCCAUCCCGUGCACGCGAGACGGCUGUCCAAAACACACCAACCACAGACGAUACGCAGAUUACGCAGUUACGCGGCUUUCCCAGCAGUGA